GGUUGAUAGGUGGUUGUCUGUCUGACAUUAAGUGAGCACGGAUGGAUGUCCGGUCCAACAAUGGAGAUGUGCAGGCUGCAGCAGUGAACGAGUGUCAGGCAGGAGGACAGAUGAGCUGAGCGUGUACCUGCAGGCUGAGAGAGUGUGAGCGACUCAGAGGCAAGAUCCUCUGCAGAACACGCCCUUAUAGAAAAGGUAUACACACACACACACACACACACACACACACACACACACACACACACACACACACACACACAACACACACACACACCGAGCCUGAUCAUUGAGGAGCUGCUUACCUGGAAAACAAACAGCCCCAAUGCUCCCGCACAGGCUCACACCACCGGACAGCUACCAAAUGAAAAACCAGGACGAGUUGUUUUCCACAAACUUUGGUUUGGCUCGAGGAGUUUUAUUCCCGCGUGCAGCCCGGAACACCUGGACGGCUCGCGGGGCUCGGUAGAGAAAAUCCCGGCUGGUUGUUGCAACAGCAGAGAGCAUUGAUCCACCAUGAGUAGGAAGACACGGCGCUGGAUUUUCCAUUUUUUCCUCUGCCUGGGAAUUGUAUACUUGAAAAUCGGGGGUCUGUCAUCGGUGGUCGCGCUGGGAGCGAGCAUCAUCUGUAAUAAGAUCCCCGGCUUGGCUCCUCGUCAGCGGACUAUCUGUCAGAGCCGACCCGACGCGAUCAUCGUGAUCGGAGAGGGGGUUCAGAUGGGGAUCAAUGAGUGUCAGUUUCAGUUCAGACACGGCCGCUGGAACUGCUCGGCCCUGGGGGAGAGGACCGCGUUCGGGAAAGAGCUCAGAGUGGGCAGUAAGGAGGCUGCGUUCACCUACGCCAUCAUCGCUGCUGGAGUCGCCCAUGCGGUCACUGCGGCCUGUACGCAGGGAAGCCUCAGCGGCUGCGGCUGCGACAAGGAGAAACAGGGUUUCUACAACCAGGAGGAAGGCUGGAAGUGGGGCGGCUGCUCUGCGGACGUCCACUACGGCCUGGGGUUCUCCAAAGUGUUUGUGGAUGCACGGGAGAUCAAGCAGAAUGCCAGGACGCUCAUGAACUUACACAACAAUGAAGUGGGACGCAAGGUUCUGGAGAAGGGCAUGCGUCUGGAGUGCAAGUGUCACGGUGUGUCAGGAUCGUGCACCACCAAGACGUGCUGGACUACCCUCCCCAAGUUCCGUCAGCUGGGAUUCAUGCUCAAGGACAAGUACAACCACGCCGUGCAUGUGGAGCCUGUAAGAGCCAGUCGCAACAAGCGCCCCACCUUCCUGAAGAUCAAGAAACCCCAUUCCUACCGCAAGCCCAUGGACAACGAGCUGGUCUACAUCGAGAGGUCGCCCAACUACUGCGAGGCCGACCCUCUGACCGGCAGCAUGGGGACACAGGGUCGACUGUGCAACAAAACGGCUCUGCAGCCCAACAGCUGUGACCUGAUGUGCUGCGGUCGAGGAUAUAACACACAUCAGUACUCCCGCGUUUGGCAAUGCAACUGCAAGUUCCUGUGGUGCUGCUACGUCAAAUGCAACACCUGCAGUGAGAGGACAGAGGUGUAUACCUGUAAAUAGAAAUAUUUAUUGGACGUGACUUCGGACGCACUUUUACACUGGACUUAGUGCGUGUGUUGUUCUUGUACUUAAGAGUUCGCUGUGGCCGAUGCACACACGUGGAGUGAUUGCCUUGCUCUAUUGGCACAAAAAAAAUAACUUUGUCAGGCUCUGCUUCCAACAUGUGUUGAUUAUAGUGAUGCCAAUGGACAUCUGCCGUGACACUGGACUUUAAACCUUUGGGCUCGUCCUUUUUGAAAUCCAAAAGACACUUCAUGCGACAGCCCUGACUUCUCCGCUGGCCUGCUGCUCCUUGAACGAUUUUUGUUUUUCUAGAACUAAUAAUUUAUUCAAUGAGAAAACUACUGAUUCUUCUAAAACAUCACUGACGACAUAAUCCGGUGACGUUUUGUAUGUUGGAUAAGAUUGCCGUUUGUGUCAAAUAUCGUAUGCGCACUUAAAAGGAAAACUAGUUUUUCUCUUACACACUGGAGCUAUAAACUGAAAUGGUCUGAAACUAACUCAGCUGAAUGACACUGCAGCUUUUGUGAAUUAAGCCAAGCAAAAAAAAAAAAAAAAAAACCUUCAAACUACUGAUCCUGGGCUUGGUAUGAUAGUAUUGUUUCCUGUUUCUGCCCCCCCUGCCCCUGUUGGUUUGCUGCUAGUAGCCUUGUAAGGGAGUCUGUCACUAAGCGGCCAUAUUGACUCUUCAAGCUAGCUUGACGUCAUCAGGAGCAAACAUGAGCUUCUGGACAUUGCCCUUCAUUUUGGUUGAUAGAAUAUAUUUGAUAAAAGAUUAUUUUUAUAUGAUAUUUUUUCUAUUUAUUUUCGUAUCUAUAUGUAAGAUAUUUUCCCUUUAGCAUUUUUAACUGUACAGUUACUGAGUUUUCCAAAAGGAAAUGUCCCGCUGAGGCACGUUUUUGUUUUAAAGAUGUGCCUCGUUUCUCAACAGUAGAAUACCGUUAAUUACACUGAAAUGUGCAGUAUUGGGAUUUUUGAACCAUUUCAGUUAGUAUUAUCACAACUUGCCUUGAGAAAGAGAGUCAAAGUCCUAACGUAACCUCCGAGCUAGCCACUGUCUCACAAACUAGCUUAACUGAUCCAGUGCUAUCUGUGGUACAAGGUUUCUUUGCUCUGUCUUUUUAAAAAUGCUCAAUAUGUUUUUUUUCUGGUGUACUAUCCGUAUCGAAGCAUAAAUGAGUGUAUGCUACAGCAUUUGCCCAUAAAAUCUGAACCACUGAUAGUUGGAAAGGUAAACAGUGAUUUGUUUGUUAGCAUACAAAGUGGUUAGCUACUAUGAAUUCAAAGCAGUGCGCUUCAGUUUCUAUGGAAAUCUCUGCAGAUUUUCUAUACAGAAAUCGAUGUUCAUGAUUUCUAGGAUUAUCAGUAAAAGAUUUAAGACAUCGCUCAUGAAAUAUCUAAUCAAAUUACCCCCCCCCCCAAAAAAAAAAGAU
Labrus bergylta (ballan wrasse) is the source of this 2996-nucleotide messenger RNA. RefSeq names its product wingless-type MMTV integration site family, member 7Aa (gene wnt7aa). Gene Ontology annotation, molecular function: frizzled binding; cytokine activity. NCBI's taxonomy places the organism in Eukaryota, Metazoa, Chordata, Actinopteri, Labriformes, Labridae. The record is from RefSeq and is a predicted model, not a curated record. Gene Ontology annotation, biological process: cell fate commitment; multicellular organism development; positive regulation of JNK cascade. Gene Ontology annotation, cellular component: extracellular region.